This is a messenger RNA of Ruditapes philippinarum (Manila clam), 818 nucleotides long. RefSeq names its product sulfotransferase 1 family member D1-like. Bases 62 to 652 code for a protein of 196 amino acids. Gene Ontology annotation, molecular function: sulfotransferase activity. Lineage: Eukaryota; Metazoa; Mollusca; Bivalvia; Venerida; Veneridae. Gene Ontology annotation, cellular component: cytoplasm. The transcript has 5 exons. Gene Ontology annotation, biological process: sulfation. The record is from RefSeq and is a predicted model, not a curated record.
CGAGAUUGCGAAGUUUACAGUAGAUAUAUAGUGUCUGUGAAGACACGUUGAUUCAGGAAAUAUGUCAAAAAUCAGUGUGGAAGUGCCCGACGGAAAGACAUAUAAGUACAUAUAUGAAUCUGGAUUACUUUAUGAUGAGUUGAUUUUGAAUUUAGUGCCUGACAAAGACCUUAAAACGCAAAUUGAAAAUAUACUUAAUCUUGAUAUUCGGGAAAAUGAUGUUUACCUGGCGACCUUUCCGAAAAGCGGAACACACUGGGUAUGGGAAAUUUUGGGUAUGUUGAAAAAUGGGAGAUCGACAUACGAUACGAAAACAAAACAAUCAGCAACAUUGGACUUUCAGUCACCAGAACUUAUCGGAAAUAUUACAUCACCAAGGAUCCUGAACUGCCAUUACCCGUGCAAACUAACACCGAAGGGAGUAUUCAAUAAAGGAGUGAAAAUAGUUCAUGUUAUGCGAAACCCAAAAGAUGUUAUUGUAUCUUGCUAUUAUCACAUGAAGAUAAUGGCUGGUGAGCUCUUUCAAUUAAGUUUCCAAGAGUUUCUUCCCUUGAUGAUUGGUGACUAUGGCACAUACUUUUUCUACCCAUGGUUCAAAUACGUAAAAGAAUGGGAGAGAUUUUUCAAAGAAACAUCCAGAUCAAAUACUUAACAUAUACUAUGAAGACUUAAAGGAGGAUUCCGUCCGGGAAAUAAAGAAAAUGGACACAUUUCUUGGAACGGGACAAACUGAUGAUGUUAUCAAAGAGAUAGCUGAAGCAUGUAGAUUUAAAAACAUGAAAAAAGCUGAUGCAGAAGUGAAGUUGCCCGAGGAGUUC